UCCAAUAAAUCAAAGAACAUAAAAAUUCAACAAGAAAAGUAAUUUUCAAGGGAAAAAAAAAGGUUAAAGAUUGUGGGAAUGAAGUAUUCCAUUCGAUAUCUAGAGGCUAUGGCAUUGUCUAAAGGUGUUGUUGAAGAUGAUGAUAAGAAACAAGAGGCAUUUGUUUUCCCUAAAUUUGUUUUGAUGGGUCACAGAGGAUUUGGGAUGAACAUGCUUCAAUCUCCUGACGAGAAGAUGAAAUUUAUCAAAGAGAAUUCUCUUCUUUCUUUUAACGUUGCUGCAGAUUUCCCUAUUGACUUCAUUGAGUUUGAUGUCCAGGUAACAAGAGAUGGAUGUCCUGUAAUUUUCCAUGAUAUCUUCAUGUUCACGCAAGAACAGGGAGUGAUUACUGGGAAUAGAGUAACGGCAAUGGCUUUAGACGAAUUUCUCUCGUAUGGACCACAAAAAGAUGGUACAAAUGUGAAGCCUAUGUUCAGGCAGACAAAAAAUGGUAGAAUUUUCGAAUGGAGAGUUGAAAAGGAUGAUACUUUGUGUACCCUUGAAGACGCAUUUUUAAAAGUUAAUCAGUCAGUAGGAUUCAAUAUUGAGCUCAAAUUCGAUGAUAAUACAGUGUAUGGACAAGAAGAGUUACGUCUAACUCUUGACAACAUCUUGAAGGUUCUAAAUGACCAUGCGAAGAACCGACCCAUUAUCUUCUCGAGCUUUCAUCCUGAUGCGGCUCGACUCAUUAGGAAUUUGCAGAGGAAUUAUCCAGUAUUCUUCUUAACAAAUGGUGGAUGUGAAAUCUAUAAGGACGUGAGAAGAAACUCAUUAGACGAGGCCAUCAAGCUUUGCAAAGACAGCGGUUUGCAAGGGAUUGUGUCUGAGGUUAAGCCCAUAUUAAGAACUCCAAACGCAAUCACAAGAGUCAGAGAUUCAAGACUUUCUCUUCUAUCUUAUGGCCAGCUCAACAAUGUUGUUGAGGUGAUUUACUUGCAAUAUCUUAUGGGCGUGGAGGGUGUCAUUGUUGAUAUGGUUAAGGACAUCUCUGAAGCCAUCGCCAAUAUUAUAGUUAGGAAUAAGGAAGAUUGUGAAGACGAUGAUAGACAAAAGAUGUUUGGAGAGGAGAAGAAAAAGCUAAAAAUUUCUAAGGAUGAAAUCAAUUUCUUAACUAAGUUUGUUCCAAAACUGCUUCAACAAUAAAAAUUGAUUACUUA
Messenger RNA from Camelina sativa (false flax), 1196 nucleotides. RefSeq names its product glycerophosphodiester phosphodiesterase GDPD3-like. Gene Ontology annotation, molecular function: phosphoric diester hydrolase activity. The record is from RefSeq and is a predicted model, not a curated record. Gene Ontology annotation, biological process: glycerophospholipid catabolic process. NCBI's taxonomy places the organism in Eukaryota, Viridiplantae, Streptophyta, Magnoliopsida, Brassicales, Brassicaceae.